This is a messenger RNA of Lacerta agilis (Sand lizard), 3592 nucleotides long. Its product is annotated as gastrula zinc finger protein XlCGF26.1-like. The record is from RefSeq and is a predicted model, not a curated record. The transcript has 5 exons. NCBI's taxonomy places the organism in Eukaryota, Metazoa, Chordata, Lepidosauria, Squamata, Lacertidae. Bases 328 to 2091 code for a protein of 587 amino acids.
GGCAGGAAAAUCCCUGCAGGGCCUCUGAGGCUCCCUUUGCUUCUUCUUCCCUCCCAGGAACCUGCAGCUUCUGAGUUCCUCAGGAAGGACCAAAGCGACUGAACCUGCAAACCUAGUAAGGAUGGAAGGAGGAAGAUGGACGGUUGACCUGGUCAGGCUGUCUCCCACAACCUAUGACCGUUCCCUUCCAGAACCCUCAGAGAGAUCUGAACCUGCAGCUUCUGAGCUCCUGGGGAGGUUGAAAGAGGCUGGUCCUGGAAACCUAGCGAGGACGGAACGAGGAAGAUGGACAGUUGACCUGGUCAGGCUGUCCCCCACAACCUUCGAAUGGCCCUCAGAGAGAUCUGGAACCUGCAGCUUCUGAGCUCCUCAGGAAGGACCAAAGCGACUGAACCUGCAAACCUAGUAAGGAUGGAAGGAGGAAGAUGGACAGUUGACCUGGUCAGGCUGUCUCCCACAACCUAUGACUGUUCCCCUGCAGAACCCUCAGAGAGAUCUGAACCUGCAGCUCCUGAGCUCCUGAUGGAACGAGGAAGAUGGACAGUUGACCUGGUCAGGCUGUCUCCCACAACCUUCAAAUGUUCCCUCCCAGGACCCUCAGCGAGAUCUGCUGAUGGAAACAAUAGUCAGAAUUCCAAGAAGUCACCUGGAAUUUUAUUGAAGGAACCAUUUAAAUGUAUGGAGUGCGGAAAGUGCUUCAUCCAGAACACAGAGUUUACUUCUCAUAAGCAAACUCACACAAAGGAGAAACCAUUUAAAUGUAUGAAAUGUGAAAAGUUGUUCAGCCGGAAAGUACACCUUACAACACACCAGCGAACUCACACAGGGGAGAAACCUUUUAAAUGUUUGGAGUGCGGAAAGAGCUUCAGUCAAAGUGGGAACUUCACUAAACACCAACUCACUCACACAGGGGAGAAACCUUUUAAAUGUUUGGAGUGCGGAAGGAGUUUCGCUCAAAGUGGAAACUGUACAAAGCACCAACUCACUCACACAGGGCAGAAACCUUUUGAAUGUUUGGAGUGCAGAAAGUGCUUCAUUGAUCGUGCAUCACUUAGUUCACAUCAAAGAAUUCACACAGGGGAGAAGCCAUUCAAAUGUAUGGAGUGCGGAAAAUGUUUCAGGUGGAAUCAUCACCUUACUUCACACCAGCGAACUCACACAGGGGAGAAGCUAUUUGAAUGUAAGGAGUGUGGAAAGUGUUUCAGGUGGAAUAAUGAACUUACUUCACACCAGCGAACUCACACAGGGGAGAAACCAUAUGAAUGUUUUGAGUGUGGAAAGUGUUUCAGGUGGAUUCAUUGCCUUACUUUACACCAGCGAACUCACACAGGGGAGAAACCAUAUGAAUGUAUGGAGUGUGGAAAGUUUUUCCGGGCGAAUAAUCACCUUACUACACACCAGCGAACUCACACAGGGGAGAAGCCAUUUAAAUGUACGGAGUGUGGGAAGACUUUCAGCGAUCGCGGAAGCCAUGUAAAACAUUUACGAAUUCACACAGGGGAGAAACCAUUUAAAUGUAUGGAGUGCGGAAACUGCUUCACUGAAAGUGACAAACUUAAAAGACAUCUCCAAAUUCACACAGGGGAGAAACCAUUUAAAUGUAUGGAGUGCGGAAACUGCUUCACUGAAAGUGGCAAACUUAAAAGACAUCUCCGAAUUCACACAGGGGAGAAACCAUUUAAAUGUAUGGAGUGCGGAAACUGCUUCACUGAAAGUGGCAAACUUAAAAGGCAUCUCCGAAUUCACACAGGGGAGAAACCCUUUAACUGUUCGGAGUGUGGGAAGACAUUUGCUGAAUCUGGAAGCCAUAGAACACACCUCCGAAUUCACAGAGGAGAAAAACCAUUUAAAUGUAUGGAGUGCGGAAACUGCUUCACUCAAAGUGAAAGCCUUAAAAGACAUCUACGAAUUCACACAGGGGAGAAACCCUUUAAAUGCACGGAGUGUGGAAAGAGCUUCACACAGAAGACAACCCUUACUUUACAUCAGAGAACUCACACAGGACAGAAACCAUUUAACUGUCUGGAGUGUGGGAAGAGCUUCAGUGAAAGAAGAACACUUAGAAAACAUCAACAAACUCACACAGGAUAAAAAAGCAUUUAAAUGUGUGCAGUGUGGAAAGUGGCUCAGCUAGUAAUCACACCUUGACAUCAAAUUCACACCAGGAAGAAACCAUUUAAAUGCACGCAUUGUGGAAAGAGCUUCAGUGAAAGUGGAAUGUUCAUAUUCAUAAGCAAUUCACAUAGGAGAAACAUUUUAAAUAUAUGGAGUGGCACAAUUUUCACUCACAUUUCACUCUUAUCACAUAAAAUAUAGAGCCAUAAAAUUGUAGAAUGGGAAGGGCCCCAAGGGACAUCUAUUCCAACCGCCUGUAAUGCUAAAAUCUAAACAGAAGAAUCCAUGAUAGAUGGCCUUUGGAAGAAGCCAGGACACGUGGCCUUUGGAGAAUUUUAAGCAAUGAUGGGGAGUCCACAAACAAGGUUUGUUCCCCUGUUGAAAAACUUUUAUUGUUUGAAAGUUCUUCCUGAUGUUUAGUCAGAAUCCACACUUCCAUCAAUUUGCUAAUGUGGCGUUCUGCUUAAGCCACUUUGCGUGAGUUCAAGAAAGACAGACAAGGUCUUGACCAGCAAGCCUGACUGGGAGACAAGAGUGGAGCGAAAAACCUCCUCUCUCUCUCUCUACCCAGACACUUUUAUUCACACAUGAAACCCCUUACAGAAUGCAAAUGAGCCAAUCACAAUCUUCCAACGCAGCCCCCCCAAAGAUCCCAUGAGGAUAGGAUGAGAACAAAGACUCUUUGAACCUUGCAGAAUGGUUAUUUCCAGGAACUAAACUUCCCUAGCUACGGUCUAUUAGCAUUCCAAUGAUCAGGUAGAAGAAAGUACAGGCGAUUGAUAGGAGGAAGUGAAAGACAAACAUCCAUGGCACAUCUCUGCCAUAUUGACACUACUUCAAAGGGACAGAUGCUCUGAGGUUAUCAAAAGGAUACAUUCUUACCAGCCAGUUGUAAAUUAAACAGCAACACUUAACUAAAGGAGAGACGUGACUCUCUCGUCUCACGGUAAUGGAAGCUUAAGGCAGCCAAUAGGAACAGCCAAUUUCUUGCCAAUGUCAGGUCAUGUAGAAUUGGUCAUAAGAAAGCAUAUCUUGAACAUAGACCAGCAAGGAACGUUACACUCAACACAAUCACAUAUGGAUAUCGGAAUGUCUUUUGCUCACUCGCACAAUGUCUAAGACAAUGUAUCACUUCUCAUCUAAUCCUACAUGAAUACCACAAACUAACCCCCAUCUUCUUAAAAUAAGAGCUAAUCUGAUCACGUGUAGCUUUGCAUUUUGAACUUAAAUAAGUUUCACAAUCAAUAAUACUGGCUGAUGCACAGUGUUAAAUAUAUGUGUUUGAUCUGUAUAAGAUGCGGUGUUUGAAUGAAUUGUAAUUGAAAUGAUAUAAAGAGAAGUUUGCAUUAGACAGCAUAGGUUUGUCUCCAACAAAUUGUGGGAUGUUUCGUUUUGAGGGUUUCAGCUAAUCAGGGUUUCCCAGACUUGGGUCUGCAGUUGUUUUUGGACUACAGUUCCCAUCAUUCCUGAACACUGG